Cladocopium goreaui is the source of this 1555-nucleotide messenger RNA. The record is from the annotation of a GenBank genome assembly. NCBI's taxonomy places the organism in Eukaryota, Dinophyceae, Suessiales, Symbiodiniaceae.
AGGCUCAAGGAUGAUACUCAUAGAAGUCAGUGGAACGCCAUGACCACGGACGUCCCAGAGUUGCAUUUGGCAAAAUCCUGCCGUGUCGGAGUGGAAACCAAAGUGCCGAUCGAUGCUGAUCUCGGGCACCUGGGCCAUGACCAGCAGCUGGCGGGCAAGAUCUUGAAAAAGCGCCGUGAUGAAAUGGCACGGCGCAUGCGCUUGCUUGACCCCAGACAGCGAGUUGGCGGAGUGCCUCACGAGGUGAUUCACACUCAGAUGGCCGUGAAACAAAGUGCCCUAGAUGCUGAGAAAGCCGAAGAUGCAUUCUAUGCCCAGAGUGCUGUGUUGCAGGACCAAAUCUUGCAAGCGGUUGAGAGUAUGAAGGCCACGCGUGCCAGGGAGCGGCAAAUGGAAGUGGUGGAUUACUCACUGGCAAACUUGCGAAAGGAACAGCGCCGGGAGUAUGAACUUAGUGAUCCCAACGCCCUCAAGAAGUAUGUCCUGCCAGAUCCUGAUGAUCCAGCAAAUCCAUUGGGACCAAGCUCUAUGCUGAAGUUUUCUAGCCAGAGCCAACAAAGUGCAGAGAAGAAAAAGCAAGGCCAAGAAGAACUUUCGACCUGGCUGGCGGCACAGGUGCAGGAGAAGAAAGAUCGUCUUGCAUAUGAGCAAGAAUUUGAUCGCAUUCACGACGAGCGAGCUAUGCUGUCAGCGCGCGUCCGUGCAGUUUGUGAAGAUACGGAGAUGCAGGAGCAGCAGGACGCAAAGUGUGAAGAAGCAGCAGAGAAUGCGCGAUUGGCCAAGCUGGUGCUGGAACAGCGGAAGGCCAAAAAAGAAGCUGAUGAUGCAUGGAAGCAGCGCCACAUAGAGACAGUCAUGAACUCCGAGAGGAUGAACGAAUCGGUGGAUUCCAAAGUGGGCUUCACUGGAAGGCUGUUGAAGGCUGAGUACAAAAGGCUGUCCCUUGAACAGGAGCAGGAUGUCUACAAUUCCAAUGCGAGACAACUGAUUGACAAGCUGUCCACGAAGCAAGCCCACAAAGAGGAGGAGGCUGCUGAAGCCUCCAGAAUCAAUUGCUCUGUUGCAGUGCUAGGUGCACUUGAAGAAGAGCGCGUUCGACAGCAGCAGGAGCGAAGAAUGAGGAUCAUUGAAGAGAACAAAAGGCUUGCAGCAGCAAAGCGGGAAGCUGACAAGGAGGAGAGGAAAGAGUACUUCAAGUAUGACCCGUGACCAGAGGAUUGGCAUUGCGUACUUGGCACCCACUGAAUCGCAACAUGAUUUGGGCUGUGCCAUGGCCGGCACAUGUAGAAUUUCUGAUUCAUGCGCUCGCUUGCCAGUUUCACAAUCAAGCGGACAAAUUGUGUUCCUCGCAAAUGCGAGGUCUGACUUUGUUCAUAUGGAUGUUUCUCAUCAAGCAUAUUCUAGUAUAUUCUAGUAUUCUAUCGUCAGUUUCCCGUGAGCUUCCAUUCUUAAGCUCUCAAUGUGCGGCUCGCAGCCAGUUGGUCCAAUUGGCACCUGGUUUCACAAUUGCUACAUGCUCCCAGAGAGCUGGUGUGACUGACGGCAAUGAAAAAGA